GCAGCCGCCGUAGCAGCCGCCGCCGCCUACUUGGACGCCAAAUUCCACAUCUGCGAAGACCUCAACAAAGGAAACCUCGACAACGCUGCCGCUGAAGCCCAAAAGUUCAUCGCCGACAAAGAAGCCCGGAACGAAUUGCUCCUCUACCAUGACCUCCAAAAUUGGGCGAAGAGGGACAUUCCCAAUCACACCUUCCUCGAGUACCAAAGUCGGUCGUGGACGUACAAGCAAUUUCACGCGGAUCUGCAGAGAGUGGGAAAUUGGUUGAUGAAUGAUUUGGGGGUGAGGAGGAGUGAGAUGGUGGCGAUUAGUGGACCGAAUAGUGCGGAGUAUUUGAUGUUGUGGUUUGCGAUUGAUGGUAUUGGAGCGUGUCAGAGUUUCAUCAACCACAACUUGACGGACAAUGCGUUGACGCACUCUGUCAAGCUCUGUGAACCACGCUACAUAAUCGCCGACAAAGAAACCGCUGAACGACUGGAACCCUGCCGCGCCGACCUAGAAGCCUCCGGCGUGACCAUCAUCUACUACGACGAAGCCCUCUUCGCCACGUUCCGCGACUCCACUCCUCUCCCAUCAUCCCGCACUCAAGGCAUCAAAUCCAGCGACACCCGCUCCCUGAUUUACACCUCCGGCACUACGGGACUCCCCAAAGGCGUAAUGAUGAUCUCCGGCCGCACUACCAACGUCGCCCGCAGCACAGCCGCACAUUUGAAGCUCACCCCAAGCGACAAGUUCUACACCUGUCUCCCGCUCUACCACGGCGCCGCGCAGGGGUUGUGUACCACGCCCGUCAUCCACGCUGGCGCCUCGAUGCGACUGGGCAGGAAAUUCUCGCACAAGACCUUCUGGCCUGAAGUCGCGGAUAGUGGCGCGAAUAUCCUGCAGUAUGUCGGCGAGUUGUGUCGGUACUUGGUGAAUGCUCCGGUGCAUCCGUUGGAGAAGAAGCAUAAAGUGCAAGUCGCGUGGGGUAAUGGUAUGAGGCCGGAUGUGUGGGAACGAUUUCGGGAAAGGUUCAAUAUCCCUGUCAUUCAUGAGUUGUAUGCUGCGACGGAUGGGUUGGGUGCGACGUUUAAUGCGAACAAGGGAGAUUUUGGAAGGUCGUGUAUUGGCAUCAGGGGUGCGUUGUGGAAUCAUCGAAUGGGUAAUCGGGAGGUGCAUUGUCGGAUCGAUCCAGAUACGGAAGAGGUGGUUAGGGAUGAGGAUGGGUGGGUGGUGAGGUGUAAUGUUGGUGAGCCGGGAGAGGUGUUUCAUAGAGUUGAUGAGGCAAUGAAGGAUGUGGUGUUCAUGGGGUACUUCAAGAAUCAGGGUGCGUCGGAUAAGAGGUGGAUGAGGAAUGUGUCUGAGAAGGGCGAUCUGUGGUUUCGCAGUGGAGAUGUGCACAGAACAGACGCCGAUGGACGAGUAUACUUUGUCGAUCGACUCGGCGACACGUUCCGCUGGAAGAGUGAGAACGUCAGCACAAACGAGGUCUCGGACGUGCUCGGAGGCUGGGAUCAAAUCGCAGAAGCCAACGUAUACGGCGUCGCGGUGCCAAACGCCGACGGAAGAUGUGGAUGUGCGACGAUCGUAUUGACAGAGGGUCUCAUGCCGGAGAACUUGGACGUCGCAGGUCUGGGCAAAUUCGUGCUGGACAAGCUGCCACGGUAUGCUGUGCCAUACUUCUUGCGAGUCGCGCCGCAGCUGUCGUACACUGGCACUUUCAAGAUCCAGAAAGGGCAGGCGAAGCGAGAGGGCGUAGAUCUGGACUUGAUCGAAAAGUCGGGGAGUAAGGACAAGGUGUUCUGGUUGCCGCCGGGUGGGACGAGUUAUAAGCCAUAUACCAGAGCUGACUGGGAGGCGCUGAAGAGUGGGAGGGUUAGCAUGUGA
Molecule: messenger RNA, 1866 nt
Organism: Zymoseptoria tritici IPO323
Lineage: Eukaryota; Fungi; Ascomycota; Dothideomycetes; Mycosphaerellales; Mycosphaerellaceae
Gene: MgFAT1
Product: fatty acid transporter protein
Exons: 2
Molecular function (GO): long-chain fatty acid-CoA ligase activity; long-chain fatty acid transmembrane transporter activity
Source: RefSeq, a predicted model, not a curated record